Molecule: messenger RNA, 3105 nt
Organism: Melospiza melodia melodia
Lineage: Eukaryota; Metazoa; Chordata; Aves; Passeriformes; Passerellidae
Gene: HEPACAM
Product: hepatic and glial cell adhesion molecule
Exons: 7
Coding region: 46-1281 (411 amino acids)
Source: RefSeq, a predicted model, not a curated record
CCGGAGUGGGGAAGCGGAGCGAUUCGGGGGGCGAGCCUGCCCGAAAUGUGGGGAGCGCCGGCUGCCCCGCGGGGCCACCCCGCUCCCCCCGGGCUGCUGCCGCUGACCUGGCUGCUGGCGCUGCACGCAGGUCUGCUGGCAGGGGUGAACAUCACCAGCCCCACGCCGCUGGUGCGGGGCACGGCGGGCAAGGCGGCGCUGCUGUCGGUGCGCUACGCCAGCGCCAGCGCCGACAAGCCCGUGGUCAAGUGGCAGCUGAAGAGGGACAAACCCGUCACCGUGGUCCAGUCCAUCGGCACCGAGAUCAUCGGCAACCUGCGGCCCGACUACCGUGACCGCAUCCGCGUGCUGGAGAACGGCUCGCUGCUCAUCAGCCCCCUGCAGCUGGCCGACGAGGGCGCCUACGAGGUGGAGGUGUCCAUCACCGACGACACCUUCACCGGCGAGAAGACCAUCAACCUCACCGUGGACAUUCCCGUCUCAAAGCCACAAGUACUGGUGGCCUCCUCAACGGUGCUGGAGCUCAGCGAGUUCUUCACCCUCAACUGCUCGCACGAGAAUGGCACCAAGCCCACCUACACCUGGCUGAAGGACGGGCGGCCGCUGAGCAACGACUCGCGCCUGCUCCUCUCCCCUGACCAGAAGAUCCUCACCAUCACCCGUGUCCUCAUGGCUGACGAUGAUGUCUACAGUUGCCUGGUGGAGAACCCCAUCAGCCAUGGCCGCAGUGUCCCCGUGAAGCUCACUGUUUACCGCCGGAGCUCUCUCUACAUCAUCCUGUCCACGGGUGGCAUCUUCCUUCUUGUCACGCUGGUGACAGUUUGUGCCUGCUGGAAACCCUCCAAGAAGGAGAAGCGACAAGCAGAGACACAACCAACCUCUGACUACGCCGAGCAGGACGAGGAGCGCCUGAAGCACGAGGCCGAGGGCAUCCCGCGGAGCGGCGAGCACGAGCGCAAGAACCCGGUGGCAUUGUACAUCCUUAAAGAUAAGGACUCUCCGGAGGCCGAAGAGGAUUCGCUGCCCGAGCCCCGCGGCACGGUGGAGCCCGGCUACAGCAGCUCGCCCGUGCCCGCCGCCGGCCGCUCGCCGGGCCCCGUGGGGCGCUCCGCCCGCCGCUACCACCGCUCGCCGGCCCGCUCGCCCGCCUCGACGCGGACGCACCGCUCCCCGCCGGGCUCCCCGGCGCGCUCCCGCGGCGCCCCGCGGCUGCUGCGGACUGCGGGCGUGCACGUCAUCCGCGAGCAGGAGGAGGCCAACGCCGUGGAGAUCAGCGCCUGAGCAGCGGACUGUGCGCGCUUCGGUGGCGGCGUGCGAGGGGCAGGGACACCGGCACGGCCGCGCUGCCGCCGCCGAGCGAGCGGGGACACCGGCACGGCCCUGCUCCGCCACUGGGCGUCAUUCUGCUCGGCGUAAAGUCACUAAUUUCCUAUUGAUCCCACCCAGAGCUCCCCUCUUCCGUCCCCCGUCUUCCUGGGGCAUCGCUUUAAUGGCUUUCUCGCCGGGACGAGCGUGCACACGCGUGUGCAGAGAGAACAUGCGAUCAGCGCACGGAGAGUGUGCCAGGGGUGCAUGGAGCGUGCAGAGGGAGCGAUGGAGCGCUGCACACGUGCAUGGGGCGUGCAGGAGGGCACGUGGACUGUGCACACGGGGGCAGGCACCAGGGUGUGCAGCAAGUGUGCACACAGUGUGCGAAGAGGAUGCACAGAGCAUGCAGGAAAACACGUGGAGCCCAUGGAGAGCACACACGUGGAGCGUGCCGCUAAGCUGCAGAGUGUGCACAGGGCAUGUAUGGGGUGUGCAGAGUGUCCCCUGAGCCUGCAUGGCCUUUGUGAGCAUGCCAGCCCUGCGUGUGUGUUCCAAGCAUGCACAGAGUCCAUGCAGAGAGCGCCUGUGCAGGGUGUGCAGGGAGCGUGGGGAGGGAACCUGCACACAGCAUUUGCACAGGACAGGCACACAGCACACGGUGAGUGUGCAAAGAGGGUGAGCACAGAGGGUGUGUGCGGUGCUUGCACAAAGCACACACAGAGCGUGCAUGGUGUGUGCGGAAAGAGCGUGCACAACACGAGAAGCUGAGUGUGCUCAGAGCAUGCACAAGAGUGAAUCUGCAGUGCUGGCACAGGGCACGCAUGGAGCCUGCAGUGAGUGUGCAAAGUGUGUGUGCUGUGCUUGCACAGGGUGUGUGUAAUGUGUGUGAAGAGAGCGAGCACACAGCAGCUGAGCAUGCUUGGAGCGUGCACACGCACACGGGGAGCACACACACUGCGCACCCAGCGACCCUGCAUGCACACGUGUGUGCAAGAGCACGGUGCCCGCCAUGGCACAGCUCCCAUGCAUGGAGCAGGACAUGCACUGGCACACAAGAGCAAGAGCACGGUGCCCGCCAUGGCACAGCCCCCAUGCAUGGAGCAGGACAUGCACUGGCACACAAGAGCAAGAGCACGGUGCCCGCCAUGGCACAGCCCCCAUGCAUGGAGCAGGACAUGCACUGGCACACAAGCCACAACACGCACCAGGCGGCCUAAACAGGGGGCUCCCUCCUGCUCCCCAGCUCCCCAGCUGCAAUGUCCCCUAAACGUGGGCUGGAAGCCCUGGUCCAAGCAUUGCCCCUUUGCCAUGGUAGGAUUUUCUGUGAAAAUCCCCCGGUUUUGGGGCUCACGGCGCUGUCUCUCCCCAAGCCUUCAUGGGAAAUAGGUUUAGGAUGAAAAGCAGAGAGCGGCCGGCCAAGCGAGCCGGGCCCUGGGGCACCCAGGGUGGGUGCCGGGGCACCCCAGAGUGCUCGGGGUGCACUACUAACCAAUAAACUAAACGUACUACCCGAACGGUGGUGGCACCCUUGGGUGUCUUUGUGGGACAGGGGUCCCCCAGGGUGGGGGGACACAUGAGAAGUGGCUGACAGGUAAGAGCACACACAGACCCAAUGCACCUGGCUGGCACUGAAACUGGCACUUUAAUGCAUGGGAGAACUUGGGCUGUUCCCUCUGGUACCUACUGAUGGCAUCCUCAGCUGAGAGCCCGUUUCUUCUUAAUUUGUUUUCCUCUGAACAUGGCGAAGGAAAAGGGGAAUUUAUUCUGACUAAUUAAAUUCAUUAACUGCUGGUGUCC